AUGGAGUUGGAACUUGAUGUGGCAUGUCGAUCCAAACCUAUGGAUGAUGGGGCUGAUGAUAAGGGUCUUGAGGUGGAUGGUAAUGAACUGAAAGAGAUAAAUGAUGUGUUGAUAGAGGUACAAGAUGGAAUGGUGAAGAUGAAUAAAAUUAUGGAAGAAGGUUUUCAAAGGAUAAGCAGUAUGUUUGGUGGGUAUGAAACAAGGCUCAAGGCUGUGGAAUCGUUUGUGAACUCUCAGGGAUGGAAUGAUAGGGGUGAUUUUGAUUUUGAUAAGCAGUAUCGCCCUCGAUCUAGUUUUUGGACUCAUAGUGAUUGCUCUGGUGGUGGACAGAAGCAAAAGGAAGCAAAAAGAGUGGAGAAUGAUCCAUUAGAGAAGGAUCCGAAGACUGAACUAGAGAAGGAGCCGAAGAGUGGAGUGGAGAAGGAGACAAAGGCAGAAGCUAUCGAGAAGGAGCUAGAGGCAGAGGAAGCCGAGAAGGAUCCGGAGAGUGGAGUAGAUAAGGAGGCAGAAGCUGAGAAGGGGGAGGAGAGUGAAGUGGAGAAGGAGCCAGAGGCAGAAAAACAUAAUGAAGUUGUUGGUGAGAAGAGGAUUAAGAAGCCAUCAGCAGCAAUGAGGACUCCCUAUAGGGCUCCGAACCCAGCAAAGAGGAGCAAGAAGAAUUGA
Molecule: messenger RNA, 663 nt
Organism: Arabis nemorensis
Lineage: Eukaryota; Viridiplantae; Streptophyta; Magnoliopsida; Brassicales; Brassicaceae
Source: the annotation of a GenBank genome assembly